AUGGUCUUCCUCCCCCCAGGUACCAAUCAGACCCCGCUCAGUGACCCCACCGGCCCAAACGGUUCCGGGACUAAUCAUGGCUCAUCGACCCCUGGAUAUCGCCGCCAACGUUCGCCAUCUGACCCAGAUGAUGAUCCCAGCCCCCGCCAGCGGGCACGAACCCGCGAGCGAGCGAGCGAAUUGGUCAACCCCUUCCUUGACAUUGACGGACCAGACUUGGAUGAACAACUGCCCGACCCGGAUACCCUUGAUGCGACCCGCCCUCCAGCCGAAAACCUGACCGUUGCCCUCGGGGCCCAGGUGCUGACCAGUGGCCAACUUGCUAUGUUAGCAGAGGUCAGCCACAUUCUCUCACCCUUGUCUCCCCCUCCCCACUUUGACUUGAACCAGCCACUACCAACCACCAUAUUUCGUCCCCAGAUCCCCCAACCCGAGCACACAACCAUCAUCCUCUCAACCCUUGCGGCUGUCCUCAAGCGACUCGAUACCUUGACCCAGCAGCAAUCCGCGCGGACUCCCCUGGACCCAGCACCUGCCGCCAACCUCUCAUUGGCAGAGCAGGUCCGCAUGUUCCAGUUCUCCCCAGAAGCCAAAGAAUUCCUCCGCCAGCAAGCCCGAGAAUCGAUGAUGCACCCGGACCUUGAAGCCUACUGCGAGGAUACCCGCGACCGUGGUCUGUUCCGCAUGGUGCUCUCUGGCAUCAUCAGGCAACCAGCCACCUACCUUCGGGCCCAGUUCCCCCCUGGCUUUGUGGCCCAAGACCGCCUGUCGAUGAACCACACCCACACUGAGGCGAAGAGACAGCUCAAGAACGUCCGCCACCAGCUCCGAAACCUACUUCUCACGGGUGUUCUUACAUCGAACGCCGAGGCCCCACCCAUCCCAAACCUCACGAAGCUGGCCCGAGAUGUCUGGCGCUUCCUCAUGGGCACGGCCACUCGGCUAUCAAACGAAGAAGUUGACACCCGCGUGCUCCCCCUUUUGAAGAUCAGAAUCGCUUACCUGCGACUCGCAACCUUGGAAAAUCACUUUGACCCCCUGGCCAGAAACGUAUCUCAAUGGGACCAAAUCGAUUCGCAACUCCAAGCCAAUCGCGAGCGAACCGUUAAUUUUACUAACUCCUGGCAUAAGAUGAUCUACCUCAAGGACGAACAGUUGUUCUCCACAUCGCCCGCUCUGGCCGAUCUGGACACCUCGCUCUGCAAGUGCCCCACCGACCGCGAAGUCCUCGAUCGUAUGGCCUCCUUAGGCGAGGCUUGA
This is a messenger RNA of Puccinia graminis f. sp. tritici CRL 75-36-700-3, 1260 nucleotides long. RefSeq lists its product as uncharacterized. The coding region runs from base 1 to 1260 and encodes 419 amino acids. Lineage: Eukaryota; Fungi; Basidiomycota; Pucciniomycetes; Pucciniales; Pucciniaceae. The record is from RefSeq and is a predicted model, not a curated record. The transcript is spliced from 5 exons.